This is a messenger RNA of Vicia villosa (hairy vetch), 3501 nucleotides long. RefSeq names its product cellulose synthase A catalytic subunit 8 [UDP-forming]-like. The record is from RefSeq and is a predicted model, not a curated record. The transcript has 11 exons. Bases 196 to 3231 code for a protein of 1011 amino acids. Gene Ontology annotation, biological process: cellulose biosynthetic process; plant-type primary cell wall biogenesis. Gene Ontology annotation, cellular component: plasma membrane; trans-Golgi network. NCBI's taxonomy places the organism in Eukaryota, Viridiplantae, Streptophyta, Magnoliopsida, Fabales, Fabaceae. Gene Ontology annotation, molecular function: cellulose synthase (UDP-forming) activity.
AAACAAUGAAUGAAUGACACCAACCACUUACCCUCUUGAAAAUGAACCCACCAUACACUACAAUCAACUUCACCAAUAUUAUAAUUACAAUAUUGACUCUAUGCUCUUUUGUAUAAAACCAUGAAAGAGUUUAUAGAUUGAGAAAUUAAGGGUCAUAGAGUUAUUUUUGGUCCUUGAAGUUGAGGACAUACAAAAAUGAUGGAAUCUGGUGUUAGUUUCUGUAACUCUUGUGGGGAACAAGUUGGAGUUGAUGCUAAUGGUGAAGCGUUUGUGGCUUGUCAUGAAUGCUAUUUCCCGAUUUGUAAGGCUUGUGUUGAUUAUGAAAACAGCGAGGGACGUAGCGUUUGUUUGAGAUGCGGUAAUCCCUAUGCUGCUGAUAAAGCAAGAGGUAAGGAUGCUGCCAAAGUCUCUGGAAAUCAAUCAACAAUGCCUGCACAAAUCAGUACUUCUCAGGAUGUUGGACUCCAUGCUAGGCAUAUAAGUACUGUGUCAACUGUGGACAGUGAAAUGAAUGAUGAAUCUGGAAAUCCUAUUUGGAAAAAUCGAGUGGAAAGUUGGAAGGAAAAGGAUAAAAAGAACAAGAAGAAAAAGGCAGCACCUAAGGCUGAAAAUGAGGCUCCUGUUCCACAAGAACAGCAGAUGGAAGAAAUGCAGCCGUCGUCUGAGGUUGCUGCGGCUGAGCCACUUUCGGUCAUUAUUCCAGUCUCGAAAUCGAAACUCGGACCAUACAGAACUGUCGUUAUCAUGCGGCUCAUUAUCUUGGGUCUGUUUUUCCAUUAUAGAGUUACACAUCCAGUUGAUAGUGCUUUUGGUCUGUGGUUGACAUCUAUCAUCUGUGAGAUCUGGUUCGCGUUUUCCUGGGUGUUGGAUCAGUUCCCUAAAUGGUCUCCUAUCAAUAGGGUUGCUUAUACUGAUAGGCUCUCCGCGAGGUUUGAAAGAGAGGGUGAACCUUCUCAGCUUGCUGCGGUGGAUUUCUUUGUCAGUACGGUUGAUCCGUUGAAAGAACCUCCGCUGAUCACAGCUAACACUGUUCUUUCUAUCCUUGCUGUGGACUAUCCUGUGGAUAAAGUAUCGUGUUAUGUAUCGGAUGAUGGUGCAGCAAUGCUUUCGUUUGAGUCCCUUGUGGAGACAGCUGACUUUGCAAGAAAGUGGGUUCCGUUUUGCAAAAAGUUUUCGAUCGAACCACGUGCACCUGAGUUUUACUUCUCUCAGAAGAUUGAUUACUUGAAGGACAAGGUUCAACCUUCUUUUGUGAAGGAACGUAGAGCAAUGAAAAGAGACUAUGAAGAGUACAAAGUCCGAAUUAAUGCUUUGGUUGCAAAGGCUCAGAAAACACCAGAUGAAGGAUGGACUAUGCAAGACGGAACCUCUUGGCCAGGAAAUAAUUCGCGCGAUCAUCCUGGCAUGAUUCAGGUUUUCCUCGGACACAGUGGUGCCCACGACAUAGAAGGAAAUGAACUUCCAAGGCUGGUUUAUGUUUCGAGAGAGAAAAGGCCAGGUUAUACCCACCACAAAAAGGCUGGUGCUGAAAAUGCACUGGUGAGGGUGUCUGCAGUUCUCACAAAUGCUCCCUACAUUCUCAAUCUCGAUUGUGAUCAUUAUGUUAACAAUAGCAAGGCUGUUCGAGAAGCGAUGUGUUUUCUGAUGGAUCCAGUGGUCGGUAGAGAUCUUUGUUAUGUGCAGUUCCCCCAAAGAUUUGAUGGUAUUGAUCGCAGUGAUCGAUAUGCCAAUCGCAACACAGUUUUCUUUGAUGUUAACAUGAAAGGACUUGAUGGAAUUCAAGGACCUGUAUAUGUGGGGACUGGAACCGUUUUCAACCGACAAGCGCUUUACGGAUACAGUCCACCUUCUAUGCCAAGUUUGCCGAAAUCCUCAUCAUCGUGUUGUUGCUGUCCUUCAAAGAAGCCUAACAAAGAUGCCUCAGAGCUUUAUAAAGACGCAAAGAGGGAAGAGCUUGAUGCUGCCAUUUUUAAUCUAAGGGAGAUUGAGAGUAAGCACAAUAACCUUUUUUUGUCAAACAGUUUUCUUAAAUAUAAAACCAGACUCCUCAAAACGGAACGCGUUUUGGUUUCUUUUCUUUCUCUUGCAGAUUAUGACGAGUAUGAGAGAUCAAUGCUUAUUUCACAACUUAGCUUUGAAAAAACAUUCGGUUUGUCCACUGUUUUCAUUGAAUCAACAUUAAUGGAGAAUGGUGGUGUGUCUGAAUCUGCUGAUCCUUCAAUGCUGAUCAAGGAGGCCAUUCAUGUAAUUGGCUGCGGAUAUGAAGAAAAGACAGCAUGGGGAAAAGAGAUUGGUUGGAUAUAUGGUUCGGUUACUGAGGAUAUCUUAACGGGGUUCAAGAUGCAAUGUCGUGGAUGGAGAUCAGUUUACUGCAUGCCCUUAAGGCCAGCAUUCAAAGGGUCAGCUCCAAUCAAUCUUUCCGAUCGUUUGCAUCAAGUUCUUCGCUGGGCUCUUGGAUCAGUUGAAAUUUUCCUUAGUAGACAUUGUCCUCUCUGGUACGGUUUCGCUGGAGGCCGUCUCAAAGUUCUACAAAGACUAGCUUAUAUCAACACCAUUGUUUACCCUUUCACUUCCCUUCCUCUCGUUGCUUAUUGUACUUUGCCUGCAAUUUGCCUACUCACCGGAAAAUUCAUCAUCCCAACGCUAUCAAACCUUGCAAGUGCACUCUUUCUUGGACUCUUCAUCUCCAUUAUAUUGACCAGUGUACUAGAGUUAAGGUGGAGCGGUGUCACCAUAGAAGAUUUAUGGCGUAACGAGCAAUUUUGGGUGAUUGGAGGUGUUUCAGCUCAUCUUUUCGCAGUCUUCCAAGGUUUCCUAAAGAUGUUAGCAGGUGUUGAUACAAACUUCACAGUCACAGCCAAAGCUGCAGAUGAUGCAGAGUUUGGUGAACUAUACAUGAUCAAAUGGACAACACUCUUGAUUCCGCCAACAAGCCUUAUCAUUAUUAACCUUGUUGGCGUUGUUGCUGGAUUUUCCGAUGCACUGAAUGGUGGUUAUGAAUCUUGGGGGCCACUCAUUGGAAAAGUUUUCUUUGCAUUUUGGGUGAUCUUUCAUCUUUAUCCAUUCCUUAAAGGUCUUAUGGGUCGCCAAAACCGUACUCCAACCGUUGUUAUUCUUUGGUCAGUGUUGUUGGCUUCUGUCUUUUCACUUGUUUGGGUUCAGAUCAAUCCAUUUGUGAGCAAAGUUGAUAGUGCAGCUAUCUCUCAGACUUGCAUUUCUAUUGAUUGUUAAAGUCUCACAUACCGACAAUGUUGCUUGCUGAACAAGUUUUGAUCAUAUGUUAAAGAUAUGGAAUACAUUUAAUGAUGAUGAUGAUGAUGAUGAUUCAAUCUGCAAGGUGUGCAAGUCAUUAGCACUAGUUCUUUGUUGAAAUGUGCAAGCAUUUUGAAUUGUAUGGUUGUGUACUUGUUUUUCCUUGGUUUGGACAAUUUUUCUGUGUAAAGAGACCAAUGAUUUACUGGUUAUAGAUAUCAAUGUAAAAAUAGUGGUUUUUUUCUUCAA